Molecule: messenger RNA, 1251 nt
Organism: Polistes dominula (European paper wasp)
Lineage: Eukaryota; Metazoa; Arthropoda; Insecta; Hymenoptera; Vespidae
Product: abscission/NoCut checkpoint regulator
Biological process (GO): abscission; mitotic cytokinesis checkpoint signaling
Cellular component (GO): centrosome; midbody; cleavage furrow
Molecular function (GO): metal ion binding; phosphatidylinositol-3-phosphate binding
Source: RefSeq, a predicted model, not a curated record
GAAUAUUAAUUGUUUGUCAUGAAUCGAAUGUCAUCUUGAUCGUUGAUGUUUCUUGCAAUCGUACUAUUUCUCUAUUACUUGAAUGUAAUCUUACAUUAAAGAUAAAAUUGCAAUACUUUCACUAUUUGUGGCGUAGUAAUCGGUUAAUAUCAAAAUAUUUUCAUUUACAAAGUGAAAACACUUUAAGAAAAUUACUCUCAUUAUUGUUUUGUCUCUUACAUUGUUGUAUAAAAAAAGCGAUGACUUAUUAAAGAAUGUCGUGUAAUACGUGUGAAGCGAAGUUUACAUUCUUUAAAAAAGAACAUGCUUGCCCUACUUGUGGUUUCUCCUAUUGUAGCAAGUGUCUGAAAUAUCAACAUAAUGUACCAAAUAAAGCAGUAAAGAAGAUUUGUGGACGUUGUUACAACAAGAAUAAAUCAAUAAAUAAAUUAAGCAACAAUAUGGAAUCACCAUCCUCAGAUACUUCUGAUGGUCCUUUAGCACCAAUUGACAUAGCAAGAAAAUUGGAUUCAUUGGAAAAUCCAUCUAAGCCUCCCAUAGUUAUGUACACUCAUGCAAAUCAUUGGGAUAAGUUUAAAACAGGUUUGGAACCUGCUGAUCAAGAAAUAGUAGAUCGAUUAAGAAAAUUGAAAGGAGAAGACAAUAAGGUACCAUUGCCCAGUGUUGAAGAGAUCAAAAGAAGAUUGGCAAUAUUGAAAGAUGAAGAACCCGAAGAGAAAAUAACUAAUAUUCAGAAGGUUGACAGUAGAACAGAUCAAGAAAAAACUGAUGACUUGAUAAAAGAAUAUCUCGAAAGACUUAAAUUAUCUUCUAAAAAUAAUCCUGAUAAAGAUAUCGAAGCAAGACUGCGAGCACUACAAGAUAUUAAUAAUUCCAGAUCUAACUCAACUCCGAGUCACAGUUGUAAUAAUUUUGACGAGGACGAUGAGAAUGCUGUAACGAAGAAGAUCAUUGAAAAAGCAUUGGCUGAGGCAGCUCUCGAAAAAAAAUAUGAAGAAGUGGAUGAACUUGAAGAAAUGGAAGUAGAGACUGGAACACCAAGCAACGAUGAAGACGAAGAAAAACCCGUCUGCGUUAUGUGCGAUCAAACAAGAGACUUGGUAAAAUGUAGAGGAUGUAGCGAUGAUAUUUAUUGUACGAUGUGCUUUGAAGAAAAUCACGAUGACUUUGAAAUGAAAAAGCACAAAAAAGUGCCUUUGAAGUAUACAGGCAGCAUGAUACCAGAAUAAAUAUUUCACGAAGUAUUCAUUG